CUGACAUCUCGCAGAUAAGUUGUUUUUUAACUCGUUAACUAACGCCGUCUUAUUUCCAAUGAUCACACAAAGAUUGAAUUAUUCUAAGUUAAGUUUAAAUUUGUGCCUUAGAAAACACGACAUCAAAAAUGAACAUCGUGAAUUCCAUUUGCCGUGCCUGUCUUGCUGAAGGUGUUCCAAUGAUAAAUCUUAUGAGCGACUCCGAGAUUUUGGAAAAUGGUAGCGUUAUGGGCGAUGAAGAAGAAGACUCCAGUCGAGAUCCAGCCUCCAUUCAGUUGGGUACGAUUUACAGUGAUCUCACGCGGUUACCCUUGUUAGAUCAAGUAUCCGCCGGAAGUAUUUCCACAAAUAUUUGCAUGCAAUGUGCGAAAUCCUUGAAAGAAUUCCAUCACUUUCGGCAAAAGGCUAUACGCGCCUAUGAGGAACUGCAAACCAAGGCUAGUAUCGCCCAAAUCAUAAACCAUCUUGAUAAAAGUAGCAUAGGGAGCGUGCGCAACGAUCGUCUAGAGGAAGACUUCGCCGAAGAUCUGAUGGCGGAAGAUGAGCUGAGCAAUCGGUUCAAGAAACCACUUGCCGCCGGAGAGCAGCGCUGUGAGGUAUGUCAGAAGGUUUUCAAAAAUAAACGGAUGCUGUUUCGUCACCAGGAGAUUCAUGCCAGCGAAAAUAAGUAUAAAUGUCGGUACUGCGGCCGAUGGUUUCGAGCUAGAAGCAGUUGGUACAAUCACGAGUUGAAACAUCGCCAUGCGGUAGGUCGCGAGGUAAAACUAGAGCGCGAAUUUCUUUGCGAGGUAUGCGCAAAAUGCUUUAAAAAUAAAAAAUUACUCAAGGAUCACUUGGAAAUUGUACAUCAAGGACUGAAAAGAUUUAAGUGCGAUAUCUGUAACAAAUGUUUUACACGAAAUGGUUCUCUAGCGGAGCAUAAACUCAUACAGCAUGCAGGAAUCAAACAAUUUGCUUGUAACAUUUGCGGUAAGGCAUUCGGGAAAGAGGAUUCACUUAAAACUCAUCUGACGGUUCAUUUGGGCAAACGAUUCCGGUGUGAAGUUUGCUCGAAAACUUUUCUCAAAAAAGCAUUCCUCACUGCACACGUUGCUAAAGCACACCCAAGUGAAGAUGGUCCGGUGCCAUUUGCCUGCGACGUUUGCAAGAAAACUUUCAGUUCCUCAUACCACUUGAAAAAUCAUCAGAUGAUUCAUACCAACGAUCGUCCACAACAAUGCAAUCAAUGUGGUGCCUCUUUUCGCCAAAAGCAACAACUAAAGGUUCACAUGUACCAGCAUACAGGAAAACCGUUCAAAUGUCAGUUCUGUCCGGCCGCUUUCGGAAUCCGAGCUCGCCUAAAGGCGCACCAGGAUAAAAAUCACCAAGGCGAACAACAGCAGCAAGCAAACAACUCACCCGCAUUAACCGCACAAAUAAUUAAUGAACCAGACUUCGGCGACGGUGCCAUCAACGAGGAGAUAUUGAACGAAAUCUGCUAUCAAAUCGAUGCCAAUCAAAUUGUCCUACAGAAUAUCGAAGAUGACGGUGUGAACUUGAUCUAUAGUAGCAAUGAACACAUCGUCUUUUUCGACGAUGGGAAUAAUUUGCUCCCCGAAGAGAUCGACCCCAUCGGGCAAUUUUUUACGAACGAGAAUCAAAUCAAAAACCUACAAUAAACUAGAAUUAUACUUUAUUAGC
Wyeomyia smithii (pitcher-plant mosquito) is the source of this 1680-nucleotide messenger RNA. RefSeq names its product zinc finger protein 665-like. Gene Ontology annotation, cellular component: nucleus. Gene Ontology annotation, molecular function: zinc ion binding. The record is from RefSeq and is a predicted model, not a curated record. Bases 129 to 1658 code for a protein of 509 amino acids. NCBI's taxonomy places the organism in Eukaryota, Metazoa, Arthropoda, Insecta, Diptera, Culicidae. The transcript has a single exon.